Molecule: messenger RNA, 4412 nt
Organism: Urocitellus parryii (Arctic ground squirrel)
Lineage: Eukaryota; Metazoa; Chordata; Mammalia; Rodentia; Sciuridae
Biological process (GO): transcription by RNA polymerase II; regulation of transcription by RNA polymerase II
Molecular function (GO): DNA-binding transcription factor activity, RNA polymerase II-specific; RNA polymerase II cis-regulatory region sequence-specific DNA binding
Source: RefSeq, a predicted model, not a curated record
GAGUAUCAGCUUGCACAAAAGGGUUCUUCUGUCCUUUCUGAGACACUAGGCUAGGCUCGCUAGUGGCCCCAUUACCUAGUGUGCCCAGAAUUUUAGUCUUGAACAAGUUUCCAAUAGAAAAGAUUCUCUUUUAUCUUUUUUUUUUUUUAAUUUUUAACUGUCAACAUUGAGAAAUGGCUGCUAUCAUACAAUUUUGAGCUAAUAACACAACAAGAACGGCCCAGAAAAGCAAAYUAACUUCCCAACCCCAAAAGCACAGCGAUCAUCAGUUCGGGCCCGCAGCGACUCUCCGCAAGGGACCCSGCCUGAACCCCGAUAGGGCAGCAGCUCCGCCCUCCGCUCGCGGAGUCCUAGCCCACCCGGCUCAGGGGCGCGCGGCGGGUUCUCGGACUGGCACUUGCAGCCGCCGCGGCCAUUUUGGAUGAGGGCUGGAAGACAAAGCGGCGGGGAAAUACCCGGCUGGCAUCACCGUGGGCAUGACGGCGUGGGAGCAAAGUUCGAGAGGCCGUGUUGCCGCCAUUUUUAUGAAGGCAACUCCCGGUUCUGAUUAUGUAUCCGUCGCUCUCAGUUCUCAUCCACUCCAGUGGGCCCAGGAGAGGCCCGGUCUUGCCCUGUCUGGGUCCUAAUUCCCGCCCUCCGAACCCUGAGCCCGGGCUGGGGAGGCGUUCUUAAGCGCGGGACGCUCCGCAGAGCCAGGUUCGGUAGGGGGAGGUGGCUGGCCUGUCGCCGGAGCUGGCAGUUUCCAUGGCGCCGCCUCUGGCUCCUGUCCCGGCCCGGGAACCGAAUGGGGCCGGGGCCGAGUGCAGGGAGCCCGGGGCCGUGAGCUUCGCGGACGUGGCCGUGUACUUCUCCCUGGAGGAGUGGGGGUGCCUGCGGCCGGCGCAAAGGGCGCUGUACCGGGACGUGAUGCGCGAGACCUACCUCCACCUGAGCGCUCUCGGAGGCGGAGGCACCAAGCCAGCGCUCAUCUCCUGGGUGGAGGAAGAGGCCGAACUGUGGCAUCCGGAUGCCCAGGAUCCCGAGGUCGCCAAGUGCCCAACAGAAGCAGAUACAGAUUCCAGAAACAAGGAAAUAAAAAGGGAAAGGGAAGAGCCAGAAGCGCUGGAGAAGACACUUUCUGUGGAUUCUGGAAUUCCUGGGCAGAAGGUCCCCCAACCAUCCUCAGCUGGGUUCCUUUCCGGCUUAGAGAGGCGGUCCAAGGUCCGUCACCGGGGUCGCCCUCCGCUCCGUGCCCACCCAUCUGUCCCACGAGCAGAUCAGCGUCAUGGCUGCUAUGUGUGCGGCAAGAGUUUCGCCUGGCGCUCCACACUGGUGGAGCAUCUCUACACCCACACAGGAGAGAAGCCCUUCUGCUGCCCUGACUGUGGCAAGGGCUUUGGCCGGGCUUCCUCCCUGAGUAAGCACCGGGCCAUCCACCGAGGGGAGCGGCCCCACCGCUGCCCCGACUGUGGCCGGGCCUUCACGCAGCGCUCCGCCCUCACUACCCACCUGCGCGUCCACACCGGCGAGAAGCCCUACCGCUGUGCUGACUGUGGCCGCUGCUUCAGCCAGAGCUCUGCCCUUCACCAGCAUCAGCGGGUGCACAGCGGCAAGACCCCUUUCCCCUGCACAGACUGUGGCCGGGCCUUUGCCCAYGCCUCAGACCUUCGGCGCCAUUUGCGCACCCACACAGGCGAGAAGCCCUACCCAUGCCCAGACUGUGGGCGAUGUUUCCGGCAGAGCUCUGAAAUGGCAGCCCAUAGGCGUACCCAUAGUGGCGAGCGACCCUACCCCUGCCCUCAGUGUGGCAGGUGCUUUGGCCAGAAGUCAGCCAUGGCCAAGCAUCAGUGGGUCCAUCGGCCAGGAGCUGGGGUCCGCAGGGGUCGGGGGGCUGGUGGGUUGCUUGUGACCCUGGAUCCUGGCCCAGGGGACCUGGACCCACCUGUAAGCUUUCAGCUUUAUCCAGAGAUAUUCCAGGAGUGUGGGGGACAGGCAGAGGGUGAAGAUCUAGACCUAAAAUCCUGCUUCCCUGUGAGAAAAUUCAGGUACCAGGGACUAAGGUUCCCAGGGAUUGAGUUAAAUUCAGGCUUUGAGGAGAGUAAAGGGAAGAGACAGGCAGGCGAGUGGCGAGGGCCCAGGUCCCAGGGCACUCAGGCAGGGUCUCAGGAUCGUUCACCAUCGCCACCGCUGCUGCACUGGGAGCUGGCGGGGAUGGAGCGGGAGGCGUCGCCGUGGGGUCUGGAGCCCCGGGAUGUGCAAAGUCCUGACGAAAUGGGGAGCCCCGAAGGGUCCCUCAAAGGCAACUCGAGUGAGAAUGAGGAAGAGGAAAUUUCUCAGCACGAAGGCAGUGGGGACUAUGAAGUUGAAGAGAUACCUUUUGGGCUUGAACCCCAAAGCCCYGGGUUUGAGCCACAAAGCCCAGAGUUUGAAUCCCAAAGCCCCAGGUUUGAGCCUGAAAGCCCGGGGUUCGAGUCCCGAAGCCCUGGCUUUGUGCCCCCAAGCCCCGAGUUUGCACCCAGAAGUCCUGAAUCAGAUCCUCAGAGCCCUGAGUUUGAACCCCAGAGCCCUAGGUAUGAACCCCAAAGCCCUGGCUAUGACCCUAAGAGCCCUGGUUAUGAACCCCGGAGUCCUGGCUAUGAACCCAAGAGUCCUGGGUAUGAACCCAAGAGUCCUGGUUAUGAAUCCCAGAGCCCUGAAUUUGAAUCUCAGAGCUCCAGGUAUGAAUCCCAGAGCCUGGAAUAUGAACCCUCAAACCCUGGAAUUGAACCCCAGAACCCUGGGUUCAAAACCCAAAGCCCCGAAUUUGAGGCUGAAAGUUCUAAAUUCCAGGAAGGUGCAGAGAUGCUUCUGAACCCAGAGGAAAAGAAUUCCUUGAGUAUCCCCUUAGGAGUUCACCCCCUGGACUCCUUCACUCAGGGGUUUGGGGAACAGCCUACAGGAGCCCUGGCCCUGGGGCCACCUUUUGAAAUGCCUACGGGGGCCCUACUGGCAACACCCCAAUUUGAGAUGCUCCAGAAUCCCUUGGGUCUGACAGGGACCCUUCGGGGCCGGCGGGGCGGCCGGGCCAGGGGUGGGCAGGGCCCUCGGCCCAACAUCUGUGGAAUCUGCGGGAAGAGCUUUGGGCGGGGCUCCACUCUCAUCCAGCACCAGCGCAUCCAUACCGGUGAGAAGCCCUAUAAAUGUGAGGUCUGUAGCAAGGCCUUUUCCCAGAGCUCUGACCUCAUCAAACACCAGCGCACCCACACGGGCGAGCGGCCCUACAAGUGUCCCCGUUGCGGCAAGGCCUUCGCUGACAGCUCUUACCUGCUUCGCCACCAGCGYACCCACUCUGGCCAGAAGCCCUACAAGUGCCCCCACUGUGGAAAGGCCUUCGGCGACAGCUCCUACCUCUUGCGGCACCAGCGCACCCACAGCCACGAGCGGCCCUACAGCUGCCCUGAGUGCGGAAAGUGCUAUAGCCAGAACUCGUCCCUGCGUACCCACCAGAGGGUGCACACCGGGCAAAGGCCCUUCAGCUGUGGCAUCUGCGGCAAAAGCUUCUCCCAGMGGUCGGCACUUAUCCCCCAUGCCCGCAGUCACGCCCGUGAGAAGCCCUUCAAGUGCCCGGAGUGCGGCAAGCGCUUUGGCCAAAGCUCUGUGUUGGCCAUUCAUGCCCGCACCCACCUGCCAGGCCGCACCUACAGCUGCCCCGACUGUGGCAAGACCUUCAAUCGCUCCUCCACGCUGAUUCAACACCAGCGCUCACACACGGGCGAGCGGCCCUACAGGUGCGCCGUGUGCGGCAAGGGCUUCUGCCGCUCUUCCACGCUGCUGCAGCAUCACCGGGUCCACAGCGGGGAGCGGCCCUACAAGUGCGAUGACUGUGGAAAGGCCUUCUCUCAGAGCUCCGACCUCAUUCGCCACCAGCGGACCCACGCGGCUGGCCGGCGUUAACCCGGGACCCAUCAGGGGUGGGGAGGCGGUGGGCAGAGGAGAAGGGGACCGGGAGCUAGAGAAACCUUUAGAGAGAUUAGUGGAAGGGUUGAAGGAGAAUGGAAGAAUUGAGCAUCCUACAAGAGGGCCAGGGUGCAGGAAGUUACAUGCCCUAGAGACUUAUGGGAAAUGGGCUAUGAAGAGGGAUUGGAGGGAGGCCAAACAGGCAGCAGGAGGCACUGGGAGAGAUCCAGAAAGAGGUCAGCAGAGAACUGGCCUCAGCAGCAUGCUCCUUCGUGGGUGCCUGGCUUGGCAAAGUGCUAGAUGGGGAGGGGGGGAGGGAGAGGGAGGGCUAAUUAGAGUGGGGUAGUUUAGAUUGGUAGCUGCUGAGACCCUGUUGAGUUUGGAAGGGGUUAAAAGGGUAGGUAGGGUGGGGAUUGGGGCCUUGGGGUAGGGCCUGGGCCUCUUGAGUGCAAACCCCAGCCUGCCUUGUCUUCCUCAGGCUUUGGAGCCCCUGAAUU